AUGUGUGAUCUGUUUGAGGAAGUUGAAAGAGUAGAGGUCACCAUACAGAAAAAUCUCUUCUUCUGCAAUGUCACGUUUAUCGAACGACCUGAGACUAAAGUUAUUAUUGUUGGUCCGGAUGUACUCUUUUUUGAUGAAACAUUUCGAAAUACUCACUCCUACAAACAUGGUUCCAACAUUUUGCAGGCUUGUGCACCCGCGAAAGCUGUGUUGCUGUUUUUCCUAGAUGAGCAAGGUUUCAUGAGCAUUUACUUACCUGGAGCUUGUGAACCAGCGUAUACUGGGACUAAUCUCGGGAAAAUUCAUGAUUUGCAGCUGGUGACAACGUCUCCGGCUACCUUCGAUCUUCUACUGAGAUCUGAGGACUCUUUUUUAAUAUGCAGAGACUUGAACACAAUGCAGCUUCAUUCAGAGCUCACCGAACGAAAGUUUGAAGAACUAGAAGAGCAUUUCAGAAGUACUCAAAGGAUUUCAGUGGUGGGAAAGGUGUUUUUCUGUAGCUGUUCAAGCCCCGCUUUGCUUUGGAAUAUCCAACUGACUUCUCCUGGCAUUAUAACAGCAUAUACGAAGGAGUCCCACGGGUUCUAUAUUCGAAAUCUUUUUGACCCUUUGUCAGUUAUUGAGGAAGACAUUCGUUUUCGGAAGGUUUCUCUGAUUAGCGAUUCAGUGUACUGUAUGGCUCUUACCAGCUCAGGUCAGCUGUAUUUACUGAACUUAUUUGCGGGAGUGUGCUUGGGUUCUCUCAGCCAGUUUUCCAAUGUCAAUGAUUUCUUCAUUUGCCAAUCAAUCAGCAAGAUCCCAGUCAACAGUACUAGUGAAUACUCUGGACUGUGUGAAGCUACCAUCUUUAUCUUGAGAGAUCUUGAAGAAAAUGACCAGCCGUCCUGCACUGGACCUACGAAACUACUUGAAGUUGUUUUGUUCCCCAGUUAUCAAAUCAUUCACAAAAUACAUGUAACCAAGGAGUCCUGGCUGCUUUCUAAUUAUGAUUUGGGUGACUAUAAAUCCGAAGGAAUUGCUUUGCCUGAAACUAGUGUACUAUAUGCAGAAUUGCAUUCCAAUCAUUCUGAUAAUUCAACAGAAAAUUGUUUGCUAUCUAUCAAGGCACUAAAAGAAACUAAUCCAAAACAGAGAUUAGAACAUCUUCUGAAGUUGGAGAAGUUUGAAGAAGCAAGGUUACUUGUCAAAAGUUUCAACCUUGACUCUUCAGAUUUCCAAUUGGUAGUGUUAACUGAAUUACAGUUUAUUGUGAAUGCCAUUCAUAAACAAGAGGAUGAUGUGAAUCCCCUUUAUGCAAGACUUCUUGAGUGUCUUCAAGAAGUUGAAAUGUUAUGGAAGACUUUGGAAAUUGUUGAUUCGAUUGCAGAAAUUACCAUACCCAAUUCAGAUGAUCAAAUGAAAUUACUUCUGAUAUUGAAAGAAAAGCUAAUAACUGACAAUCUUGAAAGCAUCUCUCCUGAACAUCAAGAAAGGGGAACUAAAGUUCUUCGUUUACUCAAACGUUUGAAGGCAUUUCUUUUAAUUUAUCGGUCCUCUUCUUAUACACCAGAAGCGUGGAUUACAUUUCGAGAUGCAAAUGUUGAUGCUCUAUUUACUAAUCUUUCUAUAUCGAAAUUACAACAUGAUCAGGCAGCCUCACUGGAUCAAGCAUUUUUGUUAUGGAUGAUGUACAAGGGUGAAUUGACACAAUUUUUAACUUGGGAUUCCUUGAAAAUCCUAUGCAGUACACUAUCCAAGCGACCUUUGACCUACACACUUUCAUGUGAAUUUACUGACGAGCAUAAUUCUAGAGAAAGUGAAUUGAUCGAGUCUGAAGAAGCUGUUCAUAAUUGGUUACGAAAUGAACUGUUGCCUCUUAUGAUAAAACAAUGUCCAGAUACCUUGCCACUUUUGGUAGACUUUCUUGUUAGUCGUGUAAGAGAUUUGGAGGCUUGUUCACUGAAAUCACCGUCUGGUAAUCAUAGACGAGAUGAAAAAGUAAAAUGUCCUUUUCCAUGGCCAUCUACAGCUAUCUCUUGGAUAAAUAACUUCUUGGAAUCUGUUAAUAUACCAGAAUCGAAUAGUGAAGAAAACAGUAUAAAUACUAUAGCAUUAUCAGAUUUAUACUUUUCUGGCUUGGCAAGUCGUAAUCCUGAUUUGGAUCCAUUUUAUAAGCUGAGAAAAUUGGCUGGACAGUUGGAUACUAUUAAACGUUUAUCAGAUGUCUACAAUUUCCACCUGUCUAUCGACAGUUGUGAAGACGAAACUGACCUGUCUAUUGCUUAUGGUUUUCUUGAUACAGCCUUCAAUCUUAGUAUUCCUUUUGAUAAAGGUGUUGAUAAAUUGACAGCACAAUAUUUAAAGGACAAAAAUAUUGACUAUCAAACAUUUCUUCAAGCUUACUCAUCUCAUCUAAUUAAUCGUAUUCCAAGUUCACUGGCGUCAGAAAACGAUGAUCCUUCUGAAACUCCACCUUUUAGAAUGGUGAAAUUGAAUGAAACACCUAAGAGUCUUAUUCAGCGUGCAUGUUUAGUCACCAGUUGGAUAACAUUACCUUUAUGUCGAAUAAAAGCUGUAUUAAAUUUGACUUCAGUUGUUCCUCUGCCUUGGACCGACAGUUUAUUUCAAUUGAGUGAAGAUGUUUUAAAGCAAACUUGCAUAUCAAAUUCUCAAUCAAAGUAUUUGGAUGGAUUAACGCAGGAGAUGCAUUCUUUGGAAUUUCGUUACAACAAAGCUCGUCUUUAUAAAAUAUAUACUAGGUAUGAAUUGGAAAAUUUCAUUAAUAAAAGUGUUGAAACACACAAUUGUCUUUGGUUGACCGAUCAGAUUAUCUCUCGCAUUCUGAAGUCCACUGAAGGUCCUUUUGGUGUGAAUACAUCUUUCAGUACUCCAAAAAUAUCUAGUGAUGAUUCAGUGUACCGUGAUGCUGUCACCGUGACCAAGAUACUACUUAGUGAAUAUAAGUGGCCCUGGUUAUUGGCUCAACUGUACAUGAAACUAACUCUCUUCAAAACUAUGGAGCAAAAGGAAGCAGACUUAACUAGUGAAUACGAAAGUCGUAUCUCAUUCUUCAUUUCUCAUUUAAAUUUUUGUGCUAAUGAAACACUGUAUCAACUAGUGAAUCAAUCGAAUAAGCUGAAUGAUACUACACAACAGUUUAUGUUUAUACGUAAUUGGUUGAUUCAGUUGGCUUUUCGUUCAUUUAAACAAUUUUUGAAUCAUGGAAAUAUUCUAUUUUCGUUCCAACGUUCUCUAAUCGUUGAUCUGGGUCUGUCGUUGGCUGUUUUGAAAUCGACUUCUGAACAAGAAAAGAAUAUGACACAAAUGAAUUGGAUUAGUUUAAUGAAGUUUACAAAAUUAUAUUUUCCUUCAUCCUCCACCAAUAAUGACGAACACAUUUCAGAUGGAUCAGAAGAAUCAAUUAUUCUACAACUAUUUUCUAAUGAUAAACUUUUACCUGCUUUACUCUCUGAUCGAUUAAUACUAAUAAGACGUUUAACUAAGCUUUAUGUAGAACGUUUAUAUACAUCUACUGUCUUUAAUGAAAUUGAUAAUUUAUUUAAUAUUCCCAUUAAAUUACGUACUUGUUACAGUUAUUUACUUGUAGAUAUUUCUAAUGGUGUAAGAGAUGAACUUAUGCAUUGGGAAUGGUUCGGUUGUCUAUGCUCAACUAUUUGUUCAUCAAUAUUUUCAUGUGAAUCAGAUAAUGACAAUGAUCCUAAUAGUAAUAGUAAGCUAAAUGAUCCUAAUUUAAUCAUUUCACGUUCACUUCAAGUACAAUCUGUACUGAUGAAACUUACCGAGAUAUUGCCAUAUAAUGUCCGUCAACCGUGUGUAUACACUGUCCGGGAUAAAAGUAAACAUGAAAUAGGCGAGAAUUUGACAAAGUCUAAUGACUUUGUAUCAAAAUGUGCUUAUUGCAAUUGUAUUUGGAAUCAACGAUUAGCCCGUUUCGGUUGUAUUAUUGAAUUAUACAGGCAAUCUAUCCUGCCAUUUUUAUCAAAAUCUCUGGAGUUAUUACAUUUCAUGGAAUUAAAUACUUAUAAGUCAAUUAUCAAUAUUAUUCAUACAGUUUUUAAUGCAUUUUCAUCAUUAUUACUUUGGUCUAUUGGAGAGCAUCACUUUAAUUCUCUGAUUGAGAAAAAUUGUGUUUGUCCCCUUCUAGCUUCUACAAAUGAAUUUCAAGCCCUUCGUCAAAUUAUUGAAGCUUUUUCCAAUGUUUUCAAUCAAAUCGGUCGUACCUAUCAAAAGUUAGAAAUGCGUGAUAAGGAUCUACUGGAGUGUGUAUUCUAUACAUCUGUUUAUCAUGAACAAACGACUAAGGAUAUUCUCCGCUCUAGAAUACAUUCAAGUCAGUUUUCCAAAUGUUUGAAAUGGCUUUCAUCUUUAUUGGAAUGCUUUAUUCCGUUUAAUUCGUGUGAUAGUAGCAAUAGAAUUAAUAACAAUGGAAAAGAAGAAGCAGGUGGAGGAGAAGGAGAAGGAAAAGAAGAAGAAAAAGGAAAAGAAAAUGAUGAAGAGGAACAGCUAAAAAAGAAUGAAUAUAAAGUUCUUAUCCAUCGAUUACUAGAAGAUGGUAUGGCUAUCGCUUCAAAUUGGUCAUCAGAAUUUGGUUUAUACUUAACUGGUGCUCAUAGUCUGUUAAUCGGUAUUCUGAAUCUUUUCCAGUCAAGUGUUAUACAAAAUAUGUGGUCAGAUUCGUUUAUUAUUGACUUCACUGGUAAAAGAAUCAAUGAUGAUACCAUUACUAAAUGUCUAAAUCUAUGCGUCAAAUGUUUAUCAUCCAGUUUAAAGUCAGUUUUAAAUCCAGUUGAUGGAAAAUACUUAGAUCAAUCUCUAGCCUUAUGCUUAUCCCUUGCUUUGCCUAUUGAUGAAGCUGACUCCAUUGUUCGUGAUGUUGUUGCUCACAGUAAGCGUACGCCUAAAAAGGUUAAGGCGUUGGCUAAUAUUAUAUUUAUGUUUUCUCAAAUAACCCUGAGAUUUGGAUUAGAGCUACUGCCUCUAAGUCAAAAUAUGGCUAAAAUGUGGACUUGGGAUAUUCUUCUGAAACCAUAUAAAUUGGAUUUCAGUCGUAUAAUGAUGAAUGGAAUGGAGAACACCUUACUGGAGGGAAUACUUGAUAAACUAUGUCGUAUGAUUCCCUCAUGGAAAGAGAAGUCUGCUUAUCUAUUACCUAGUGAUACACACAGUAAAUUAGCACUACCAAAACCGAAUUCAUGUAUUGAACGAUCUCUACCUUCACUUGAAUUGAUUAUCAAAUUUUCAAAAGAUUUCAAUAUACCAUUAAAAGAAUAUUUACUGCGACACUUAAAAGCUUUACUUCGAACAUCUUAUGAAACUAGUGUGAAUUCUAUUCCUCACUUUGAAACACUUAUUCAUGAGAAUAGUGAUCAAUCUUUGUCUGUAUCUACAGAUUCAAUGAAUAAUUCUAAACUACAACGUUUCAUACGUUAUCAGAAACUGUGUUUAUCUCGUGCUCAUACAAUACUCAAGUUAUUAUUUAGAUCUGCGAAACAAUCCAAUGAUCCACAAUCAUCACUUAGGGAUUUGGCUAAAUUAAUUCAUUCAUAUUAUGCCAGUACAUCACCGUAUGAUUAUGAACGUUUGAGUUUCAUAUACUCGUGGAUUCGUGCUUGUGUCGGAAAGGGGAUGAUAACAAAAACACAAAUCAAACUACUGUAUCAUCUACGUUACUAUAGAAGAGUCUGUCCACCUCGUGAUUCGGAAUUCAAAUCUAUUUCUACUGGUGACUGUAAAGGCUUUAUAUUCUCCAAAGGUGGAAGUCAUCACCCUAUGUGUCGAAUUCGAAUGCCGUAUCAUCAGUUACUAACUGAUUCUUUCCCUUGUGAAAUUAUAGGACCAGAGGUUACAUUAUCUACUGUGAACUUUUGGUUAAGUGUGAACAGAAUUAUGCAGUGGUCUUCAUCAGAUGUGAUUAAAAUUGCUGCAGCUCAAAACUUGGUAAAUCAUUAUUCUACUGUUGGUCUUCUACCUAUAACUAAUUCAUAUAACAUUAGUGAAGAGUCAACAGUUUCAAGAUCGGUUGGUUGGGAUAGAGCUUUACCGUGUCAAAAUCUUAUUGAACCUCUGUUUGGCCAACUGUUUAAUCUCUUGGAAUCUGUUACGUCUACAUCAACUGUCUAUUCAUUAUUAUCCGAUCUUGCUCGUCAAGUUAUUUAUGGUCCUCAUAGGUUAAUGGUAUUGAAAUUAGCUCAUGAUUUGGCCGAAGUUUACUUAACUGCUGCUGAGAAUAGAGCCCGUCAAUUUUAUUCUCAAAAUGUAUCAUUAUCUAAAGAAAGUGCUGAGGAUAAAUCUCUUGAUUCUGAUGAUUGUGAGAAUGAAGUGUACAAAAGUGUUCAAUUUGAACAAAAUGCUUUGGAAGAAACGAAAACAAGUUACAAACAAUUAGCUAUUGAAGGUUGCCUUUAUAAAUAUCAUCUAGCUUAUUGGGAAGAAGUAAACAAACCUAUUAAUAGUCCAUUUGAAUUAAUAUUGAAUUUGCUGUACAAAACAGCAUCAUGUUUACAGAGAUCAGCAACUGAUAACUGCAAAUCUGAACUACCUAUAUCCGAUUUAUUUUUACGACGACAAAUUGAUGAAGCUUUACCUAAUAUUGCACACUUAGUCAAUAUAAACUUGAUGGAUAUAGCUAGAUAUGUUAUAGUUAACCGAGUUAAAAUUCCAUCUCAUGUAUUUAAGAAUCAUCAAUUAUUCAAUGAAACGUGUAUAACAAAUCGUAGCUUAUCAUUAGAUAUGACCUUUGGAGCAGGUGAAUUAACUCCUGAUGACAUAAGUUUUAAUGCAACUAUGUACGAGUCACCACUAGAUCGGGUUAGCUCAUCUGCUGAUAAUCAAACGUCCAAUAAUUUAGAACCUACAGAAGCAGACUUUAUGUUGGCAGAGCUUAUUUUAUCACAAGCACAAAUUAAACAAGAAUUACUAUCCAUUCUCGAAGCGUUUGUUUUUAAUGGUACUCCUGACCAAUACAUUUCUGCUAAAUGGCGAGCAACUCGGUGUAUUUUACGUUGUGAAAACGGUUGUUAUUUACGACCAAAAUUGUCAAUGGUUGAACUGCGUGCUGCCCUACUCCGCCUUUCUACACUGGCUUCUUGUUCAACUUCUAUGUAUCAACAGUUACUAUGUGAUGCAUCUGUUUCAUGUACUUCAUCACGAGGUGAUACAUACAGUUCAUUACAUCCUUCACGUCUUGAAAAUAGUAUUAAACAACUUUUAAUAACUUCUUCAAAUAAUUUAACGGCUUUAAAUCUUACAUCUCAUCUUAUUCUUCAUUAUGAACUUUUGUCAUUUCCUAUCUUAAAACAAUUAUUUGAAUCUGUUCAUCACCGUAAUGCACAAGAGGUACUUGAUAUCGCUUUCGUUUUACUUACUUUCAUACAAUCAACAGGUAAUGUAAAUGAAAGUAUGAAAUGGUUCUUUUUGAAUCCUGUCAAGCAAAAUUCACUCCUACAUUCCAUUAUAUCAUCACUUAUUGAAAAACUAUUUCUAAGGAUAAUGACUCCUGGAGAAGGUGAUCCUAGAAAGAUAAAAAUCCAAAUCAGUAGAUUACUCUAUUUCCUUAUUUCAUGGCCAUUUCCAGAUAAAGAGAUUGAGAAUAUUUUUGUUCAAUUUAGUCAUUCAGUAGAUCGUAUGCUUUCACAACAGUCUAUGAGAGUUAGUGAUUUACCUCAACAAUCACCUGUUCUUCUUGCUAUAUUUCUGCAUUUACUUGCAUCAAGUGCAUCAAAUCCACAGGUAUCAGACGAUCUCAAUGCAUAUUACAAGCAGAUUGUUGGAGGCGAAGAUAAACAAAAUACGGUAGAUCUAAUCCGUGAUGCUAUGCGAGAUGGUGAAAUCUUGCUAACCCCCAAAUUCCUUUGCUAUCCUUAA
Trichobilharzia regenti is the source of this 7863-nucleotide messenger RNA. The record is from the annotation of a GenBank genome assembly. Lineage: Eukaryota; Metazoa; Platyhelminthes; Trematoda; Strigeidida; Schistosomatidae.